Molecule: messenger RNA, 1353 nt
Organism: Fusarium keratoplasticum
Lineage: Eukaryota; Fungi; Ascomycota; Sordariomycetes; Hypocreales; Nectriaceae
Exons: 2
Coding region: 1-1353 (450 amino acids)
Source: RefSeq, a predicted model, not a curated record
AUGUUGGAAUACUUCACGUACAAGAAGAUCAAGAAGCAUAGGGCCGAGAAAGCGGCCGCAGAAGAGGCUGCACAUGCCACGGAGGCGGGGCCUGCAGCCGAUCAAACACCUGCGCAGACCCAUGCGCCUGUGCCUGAGAUCAAGACCGAGGCAAACGAUGCAUCUGCUCAGGGUCAAGAGAGGCACAGCACCGAACACCGUCCCAGCUCCGAUACCCCUCCUCUAAGCCCGGUUCUCGACCAAGAUGACGAGUCCUGGCUCCGAAGCAUCCUCGAAGAUGACAGCCCGCCCCCACCCUUGCCACCGCGCAUCAAGACCCCCCAGAUCGACCUGUCGUCAGCCUCCGAGAGUGAGUUAGAGGCUGUUAAGGAACUGGACGCCAAGAGCAAGAAGGAGAAGGAGAAGGAUAAGAAGAAGCACGAAAAGGAGAAGAAGAAGGAAAAGAAAGAGAAGGAGAAGAAGGAAAAGGAGAAGGAAAAAGAAAAAGAAGAAAAGCAUCCCAACCGUCUUACAGCUCUAUUCACGAGACACAAGAAGCAGGGCGAUGAGCUCAAGCCAGAGGAUGUUGUUGUUUCUACCCAGGAAGCCGAACAGGAGACAAAGGACCUUGGAAAUGUCCUCGAUCGUCUGAACCUCCAGGCCAAGAACAACAAAAUCGUCUCCCUCUCCAACGAGUCAUCCGAUCUCCUGUCGCGCUUCACACAGGUCUUCAAGGACCUCGCCAACGGCGUGCCGACGGCAUACAACGAUCUCGCAAGCCUCAUCGAGGACCGCGACGGCGCCAUCAACCGAGGCUUCGAGAAGAUGCCCUCGUCCCUCCAGAAGCUCGUCACUCAGCUUCCAGACAAGCUGACGUCGUCUCUGGCGCCAGAGAUUCUCGCAGCUGCGGCCGAGAGCCAGGGUCUCAAGGCCCAGACGGAAAAGGGCGUCAAGGAGGCUGCCAUGGACCUGCUCAAGCCACAGAACUUGACUGACCUUGUGACGAAGCCUGGUGCUAUUGUCAGUAUGCUCAAGGCCGUCGUCAACGCCCUCAAGGUGCGGUGGCCCGCCUUUAUCGGCACAAACGUCAUCUGGAGCGUUGCACUAUUCUUGCUCAUGUUUGUACUCUGGUACUGCCAUAAGCGCGGCCGCGAGGUCCGGCUUGAGCGCGAAAAGUCCGAAACUGAGGCCCCUAUUGAUGGAAGUGAGCGCAUCGAGGAGCUUCCUGAUGACCCUCAGCUCCCUGCACCCGAGACCGCUACCGCGACCUCGAGCACCAACCCAGCGGCCACCAGAGAGCCUGUAUCACCAUUAUCGGAGGCGUCACCAGUUGUUGUUGAACCAGCUGCCCCACGUGAUUCGGCUCCUCGUUGA